This is a messenger RNA of Dujonia railenensis, 1278 nucleotides long. The record is from the annotation of a GenBank genome assembly. NCBI's taxonomy places the organism in Eukaryota, Fungi, Ascomycota, Pichiomycetes, Serinales, Debaryomycetaceae.
AUGUUGCUUACAUUCGCUCCUAUCUUCCUCCUCAUAUCGUCUAUAGUGGCUGCGCCAACGCUUCAGCUUCAAAGGAAAGGUUUAGAAUGGGAUUACCAAAAUGAUAAAAUCAGAGGGGUUAAUUUGGGUGGUUGGUUUGUCCUCGAGCCUUAUAUCACACCUUCCCUCUUCUCUGUAUGGUCAAAUGGAGAAGAUGAUCUGAACACUCCAGUAGAUGAAUAUCACUACACUCAAAAAUUGGGUAAGGAAACUGCUCUUAGUCGUCUUGAAGCCCAUUGGUCUUCAUGGUACACUGAAGCCGAUUUCUCACAAAUGAAAUACUUGGGAAUAAACGCAGUGAGAAUUCCAAUUGGUUACUGGGCUUUCCAGUUAUUGGAUAACGAUCCAUAUGUGCAAGGUCAAGUUAAAUAUUUGGACCAAGCUUUGGAAUGGUGUAGAAAUAACGGACUUUACGCUUGGGUUGACUUGCAUGGUGCUCCAGGGUCUCAAAAUGGGUUUGAUAACUCCGGUUUAAGAGACUCUUACAAGUUCCAAGAUGGUGACAACGUUAAAGUCACUUUGCAAGUUCUCCAGACUAUUGGUGCCAAAUAUGGUGGUUCUGACUACGAAGAUGUUGUCAUUGGUAUUGAAUUAUUGAAUGAACCAUUGGGUCCAAUUUUAGAUAUGGAUGCCUUGAGACAAUUCUACCAAGAUGGAUACUCUGAAAUUAGAAACAACGAUGGUCUGGAAUCAUAUAAUGCUAUUAUCAUCCAUGAUGCAUUCGAGCAAACUGACCACUACUGGGACAACUUCAUGCAAGUUUCAGGUGGAUACUGGAACGUUGUCGUAGAUCAUCAUCACUACCAAGUUUUCGACCAAGCAGACUUAGAGUUGCUGAUCGAAGACCAUGUCAAGACCGCCUGUGACUGGGGUACUACUCACAAGGACGAAGCCCACUGGAAUGUCGUCGGAGAAUGGUCAUCUGCCUUAACUGAUUGUGCCAAAUGGCUUAACGGGGUUGGUAAUGGAGCUAGAUGGUCUGGUAACUAUGAUAACUGUCCAUAUAUUGACAGUUGUCUGUCUUACACUGACUUGAGCGGAUGGACUGAUGAUUACAAAACGAACGUUAGAAAGUACACCGAGGCUCAAAUGGAUGCCUGGGAACAAGUUGGAGGUUGGUUCUUCUGGUGUUGGAAGACUGAAAGUGCACCUGAAUGGGAUUUCCAAGCAUUGACCAAUGCUGGUUUAAUCCCACAACCAUUGGAUGACAGACAGUAUCCAAAUCAAUGUGGGUACUAA